CACAGGUGUGAAGCGGCAGGAUGAUCCCGCUGGGGGAGUUUAAAAGCCUCGGCUCCGACCACAGCUCCCAGUUUCGGGUCCUGAAGCCCUGGUGGGACGUCUUCUCCGAGUACCUGUGCAUCGCCAUGCUCAUGAUCGGAGUGUUUGGAUGCACCUUACAGCUCACCCAAGAGAAGAUUGCGUGUCUGCCCAGCCACGUCACCAGCCCAACGCCAGAGGCCAUCGACUGCAGCCACAUCCGCAACUACAGGGACAACGAAACAUCUCAGAGCGCCUCGGACAAGCCUGAAAGCCCCGUCAUCCAGGAGGUGUUUGGUCGCAAGAACAACCUGGACAUUCACCAGUACGUGUUCGUCAACCACUACUGCUAUGAGAGGGCUGUGCACUGGUACGCCAAGUACUUCCCAUACCUUGUUGUGAUCCACACCAUGAUCUUCAUGGUGGCGAGCAGCUUCUGGUUCAAAUUCCCUGGAACGUCCUCCAAAAUCGACCUGUUUGUCUCCAUUCUUACCAAGUGCUUUGACUCGCCCUGGACAACGAGGGCCUUGAACGAGGUUUCAGAGGAAAGAGGAGAGGAGAAGCUGGUGAUCUUGAGGAGAAACACCUUGUCUAAGGAUUUUGUAGAACGGCGAGCAGACGAGGAGGAGACUGUAGGGCUCCUACGCUCCCCCUCGGUCAAGUCUAAUCCAGAAAAGAAAAGUCCCGAGCCUCAGACGACUCUCUCUGUGCUGGACAAGAAGGAGGGGGAGCAGGCCAAAGCUCUUUUUGAAAAGGUGAAGAAGUUUCGGACUCACGUAGAGGAGGCUGACAUCUUGUAUCUCAUGUAUGUGCUGCAAACGUCGCUAAAAGUUCUCAAGUUCCUGCUUAUCAUUGUUUACACCGCGGUGCUGGCUCAGAACAUUGAAAUAGUCGUACGCUGCCACGUUCCUCCUGAGCUGACUGGCUUUCAUAUUUAUUGUUGUAACCACAACAAAGCCCACUUGUUCUCCAAGCUUGCCUACUGCUACAUCUGCUUUGUGGGAGUGUAUGGAGUCAUGUGCAUCUACACCCUCUACUGGGUGUUCCACCGACCUCUGAAGGAGUACUCCUUUGAGCACGUACGUCUGGAGACGGGAAUCAAAGACAUACCAGAUAUGAAGAAUGAUUUUGCAUUCCUCCUGCACCUUGUGGACCAGUAUGAUCCUCUGUAUUCUAAAAGGUUUGCCGUGUUUCUUUCUGAAGUCAGCGAGAGCCGCCUCCAUCAACUCAACCUUAACUAUGAGUGGACCCCUAAAAAACUGCGUGCCCGUCUCACCAAGAACUGCAGGAAUCUGCUGGAGCUCCAUCUUUUAAUGUUGCCGGGGCUUCCUGACACGGUUUUUGAGCUUCCCGAACUGGAAUCGCUCAAACUGGAGCAAGUGAACAAUGUUACCAUUCCAGCUGGGGUGGCAAAGCUGGACUCUCUGCAGGAGUUGUCGCUGAUCUACUCUCCUGCGAAGCUUCAACUGUCCGCCCUGAACCACCUCAAGGAGCAGUUAAAGGUUUUACGUCUGACGUUUGAGAAUCCAGAGGAGAUUCCUGUGUGGAUGUAUACCCUUCAUGGUCUCGAGGAGUUAUACCUCAGUGGUCCUUUAACCAGUGAGGUAUCCAAGGGUGCUACUCUGGAAUCCCUGCGAGACCUCCGAUCCCUGAGUCUCCUCUCCCUCCGAUCCAGCCUCAGAAAGAUCCCACCCACUGUGGCGGAUCUCGCGUCCCAGCUGCAACGUUUGAGCAUUCACAAUGAAGGGGUCAAGCUCCAAGUGUUCAGCAGCCUGAAGAAGUUAACGGCUCUAGUUUCACUGGAGUUAUCUGGGUGUGACCUUGAACGCAUCCCUAGCGCCGUCUUCAGCCUGAACAAUCUGCAGGAGUUGGACCUGAAGGAGAACAAACUCACGACCGUGGAAGAGAUUCUGAGCCUGCAGCACUGCCGGCGUUUGGUGACGCUUCGACUGUGGCACAAUAAAAUCACCUACAUCCCCGACCACAUCAGUAAGUUGUCCACACUGGAGACGCUCGACAUCAGCUGGAACAAGCUUCGGAAACUUCCGUCACGGCUCUUCUACUGCACCAAACUCAGGCACCUCGACGCCUCCCACAACCAGCUCACUUCUCUUCCUCCUGAAGUGAGCGUCCUGCAGGGUCUUCAGUACUUUUCUGCCGCCUUCAACUCCUUGGAGUCGCUGCCGGAGGAACUGUUCUCCUGUAAAAGACUCAGGACGCUAGUUCUUGGGAACAACUGCCUGCCGUCUCUUAGCUCGAGAGUGUCCAACUUGGCCCAGCUGGUGCGACUGGAUAUCAAAGGGAACCGCUUGGAGUCUCUUCCAGUGGAGAUAGGGGACUGUCCUCUGCUGAGACGCAGCGGGCUGAUGGUGGAGGACGGUCUGUAUGACCUUCUGCCAUCAGAGGUACGCAACAAAAUGAACCAAGGUAAAGACUGAAGACGUUUUUUAUGAAGAGUUGUCGUUGGAUAAAAUGUCAAACCCACUACUGAUCAAAAACUGA
This is a messenger RNA of Nematolebias whitei (Rio pearlfish), 2520 nucleotides long. Its product is annotated as volume-regulated anion channel subunit LRRC8E. Gene Ontology annotation, molecular function: protein binding. The coding region runs from base 21 to 2456 and encodes 811 amino acids. The transcript has 2 exons. Lineage: Eukaryota; Metazoa; Chordata; Actinopteri; Cyprinodontiformes; Rivulidae. The record is from RefSeq and is a predicted model, not a curated record.